This is a messenger RNA of Pecten maximus, 594 nucleotides long. RefSeq lists its product as uncharacterized. The coding region runs from base 1 to 594 and encodes 197 amino acids. Lineage: Eukaryota; Metazoa; Mollusca; Bivalvia; Pectinida; Pectinidae. The record is from RefSeq and is a predicted model, not a curated record. The transcript has a single exon.
AUGAGAAGUGUCCGUUGUUGGUUAAAACUAGAAAGGCACCUAUCAGAAGUGUCUGAUGCAGCAGAAACGAGAAAGACCGCCAAUCAGAAGUGCCCGGUGUCAGUAAAAACUAAAAAGACCGCCAAUAAGAAGUGCCCGAUGUCAGUUAAAACUAAAAAGACCGCCAAUAAGAAGUGCCCAGUCUCAGUUAAAACUAAAAAGACCGCCAAUCAGAAGUGUCCGGUGUCAGUAAAAACUAAAAAGACCGCCAAUCAGAAGUGUCCGGUGUCAGUAAAAACUAAAAAGACCGCCAAUCAGAAGUGUCCGGUGUCAGUAAAAACUAGAAAGACCGCCAAUCAGAAGUGUCCGGUGUCAGUAAAAACUAGAAAGACCGCCAAUCAGAAGUGUCCGGUGUCAGUAAAAACUAGAAAGACCGCCAAUCAGAAGUGUCCGGUGUCAGUAAAAACAAGAAAGACCGCCAAUCAGAAGUGUCCGGUGUCAGUUAAAACUAAAAAGACCGCCAAUAAGAAGUGUCCGGUGUCAGUAAAAACUAGAAAGACCGCCAAUCAGAAGUGUCCAGUCUCAGUAAAAACUAGAAAGACCGCCAAUCAGUAG